Ramularia collo-cygni is the source of this 600-nucleotide messenger RNA. RefSeq names its product related to zinc knuckle domain protein (Byr3). The record is from RefSeq and is a predicted model, not a curated record. Gene Ontology annotation, molecular function: single-stranded RNA binding; translation regulator activity; zinc ion binding. Gene Ontology annotation, biological process: positive regulation of cytoplasmic translation. Gene Ontology annotation, cellular component: cytoplasm. The coding region runs from base 1 to 600 and encodes 199 amino acids. Lineage: Eukaryota; Fungi; Ascomycota; Dothideomycetes; Mycosphaerellales; Mycosphaerellaceae. The transcript has 5 exons.
AUGGAGUACGGAUCUGGAAACGGUGCUCCUGCCACUGGCGGACGCGCUUGCUACAACUGCGGUGAUGCCUCUCACCAGGCCCGCGAGUGCCCAACCAAGGGCAACCCGACCUGUUACAACUGCGGUAACACGGGACAUCUAUCGCGGGAGUGCACCGAGCCUGCCAAGGACAAGGCCUGCUACUCGUGCGGCGAGACUGGACACAUGUCUCGCGAGUGCCCUAGCGGUGGCGGCGGUGGACGUGGCGGUUUCGGCGGUAACUCCGGUGGCGGUGGCCAGGAGUGCUACAAGUGCGGCAAAGUCGGUCACAUUGCCCGCAGCUGCACUGAGGGUGGUGGAUACGGUGGCGGUGGAUACGGUGGCCAGCAGGGCGGCUAUGGUGGCGGACGUGGCGGUUACGGCGGUGGCGCUGGCGGCCAGACUUGCUACACCUGCGGCGGCUACGGCCACAUGAGCCGUGACUGCACCCAGGGCCAGAAGUGCUACAACUGCGGCGAGGUCGGUCAUCUUUCUCGCGAGUGCCCAACUGAGGCCUCCGCUGAGCGUGUGUGCUACCGCUGCAAGCAGCCGGGCCACGUCCAGGCUGCGUGCCCCAACUAA